AGUGGGGUGCAGGGACCGUGGGGCGUCAGCCACGGACUCCGUUUCUGGUUCCCCAGCCAAGCUCUAGGGAAACGCGGGACCCGGGAACUGGAAGCCGGCUGGGGGGUGGGGGGGAGCGGGGCUACGGGAGCCGCGACCGCGACCUCCGCCGCCGCCCGGGGCUGGGGGUGGGGGGUGGGGGACCCGGUCGCCAGCACCAGCACCAGUGCAAGCGCCAGCGCCGCAGCCCGGGGCGGGGGGUGGGGGGGACCCGGCCGGAGCCGGAGCCAGCGCCAGCGUCGCAGAGAUGGGGAACGCAGCCACCGCCAAGAAGGGCAGCGAGCAGGAGAGCGUGAAAGAGUUUCUAGCCAAAGCCAAAGAAGAAUUCCUCAAGAAAUGGGAAAAUCCAAGUCAGCCAUCUGUAAUUCAGCUGGAUUUAUAUGAAAGACUCAAGACUCUAGGCACUGGUUCCUUUGGUCGAGUGGUGCUUGUGAAGAGCAAGGAAACAGGGAAUUUCUUUGCCAUGAAAAUCCUUGAUAAACAGAAGGUGGUGAAGCUGAAACAAAUAGAACAUACCAUGAAUGAGAAGCGAAUCCUGCAGUCCAUCAGCUUCCCAUUCCUUGUCAAACUAGAAUGCGCCUUCAAGGACAACUCAAAUCUGUACAUGGUGAUGGAGUAUGUCGCAGGUGGGGAAAUGUUCUCACACCUACGGCGGAUCGGGAGGUUCAGUGAGCCUCAUGCCCGCUUCUAUGCAGCUCAGAUUGUCCUGACUUUUGAGUACCUUCACUCACUGGACCUGAUCUACCGGGACCUGAAGCCCGAGAACCUGCUCAUUGACCAGCAGGGCUAUAUCCAGGUAACAGAUUUUGGUUUUGCCAAGCGAGUGAAAGGCCGAACCUGGACCUUAUGUGGGACUCCCGAGUACCUGGCUCCUGAGAUCAUCCUUAGCAAGGGCUAUAACAAGGCUGUGGAUUGGUGGGCCCUAGGCGUCCUGAUCUAUGAGAUGGCAGCAGGCUACCCCCCCUUCUUUGCUGACCAGCCCAUCCAGAUAUAUGAAAAGAUUGUCUCUGGGAAGGUGCGAUUCCCGUCUCACUUCAGCUCAGACUUAAAGGACCUGCUUCGGAAUCUACUCCAAGUGGACCUCACCAAGCGCUAUGGGAACCUCAAGAAUGGUGUCAAUGACAUCAAGAACCACAAAUGGUUUGCCACCACCGACUGGAUCGCCAUCUACCAGAGGAAGGUGGAAGCUCCCUUUAUACCAAAGUGCAAAGGCCCAGGUGACACAAGUAAUUUUGAUGAUUAUGAGGAGGAGGAGCUCCGGAUCUCCAUCAGCGAGAAGUGCCCCAAGGAGUUUGCUGAGUUCUAAUGGUGUCCCUGGGUCCUGGGAGGGGGGGGGUUAGGGGGGGUUGGGGGUUGGAUUGAACAGCCUGAGGGCCCCAGAGUUCCCUUGCAUAUUAAUUUUUCCCUAGGGGGAUCAGAAAGUGGAGAUGUUUUAUUGGGGGGGCAGGUGGGAGAGGGGGAUUCAAAUAUCAGAUGCCCCCCCUCCCAUCCUUAACCCCCACAGUUUUCCCCUUGCUGUCUUGAUCCAGCAGUUAGACUCCAUGGCUGGGUUCCCUCUGCUCUGCCUAACUCCAUGCAAGUUUUAAAUCAGUUUUCUAGUCCAAACAGACCUGAACCUUCCCUCUCUUAACACCACCAGAGAUCCAGCUUAUUUCUACCCUAUCUCCCCACCCAGAGGGGGAUACUUGUAUCUGGAGCCAGGCCCCUGCUUUUGUAGUUCCUUAUCAGUCUCACUAGUGCUAGGAAGUUGGGAUCCUAAGUUGGAAAACCUUCAAUUCCCAAGAUGACCACAGUUGCCCCAUUCUUGGUCCUUUUCCUGGCCUCUCCCUAGAACCUCAGAACCAUAUCUGGGUGGAAAAGGACAGACAAACCAAUUCCUCACAAGGAGAGACCCUGCCUGGGAAGAUGUUUUAGUAAACUUUUCGUGGCUCCUUUAUAUUUUAAAAGAAAAUUAAAAAUGUUAUUUAAGUUAUACUUUCUAACUCCUUCCCACCUUCCUUAGCUGUCCCCAAUACAUUUUAAUGUGUGUCUGGAUCUGCCUAGGUCAAAGGCUAUGGAGCUUUUAACCUCUGGGAUCUUAGCUGAUGGUUUUGAGCUGGGUCUGUGGCCUGGGGAUGGGGAUUUCUUGCUGCUGAUCUCAACCAGGGAGUUGUGGGAACAAUUGUGAGAUCCCCUUUUAGGGGUAUCCUGCCAAGUUUGAAAGAGCCCUGGCCUCUUUCAGCAUUCCCUCUCCCCUACUCCCAGUCGGUUCCCUUCCUCACGAUUAGCUCCCCUAACCCAGACAUCUUCCCUACUCCCCAUUUUUUUGCCCACCUGGGGUGUUAGGGCACUAGGAAAAAAAAUUCUCAUCCCACCAAGGCAGCCUGGUUUGUGAUCCCUGCCAAAGAGGCCUCCCAGAUAUCCCUGGGGCACACCUCCUGCAUUUUAGCCAUUCUUGUCUGCAGAUUUUUAAUACACAGCCACUAACUUCCCAUUCCAUCUGGGAGUGUCACUCCCCAAAAGCAAGGUGGAGGGUGCAGCCCAUCCUGGGUGGGGAAAGGAGGGGACUGGGAGAAAGGAAAAGGGAAGUGUUUUUACCUCUUCAAGGUAGAGAGCUUCCUUUUGCCAUGGGAAUGCCAAUUUUUAUUCACCUGAUAGCCUCACCAUCAUCCCCUAUCCCUAGAGGCACCCUUCAUCAGGCUUGACUGAUAGCUACCCAGCACUCCUCCUCCUGACCCCUUGUUGAGGCAUCUGAAUUAUCAUCAUUUCCUACCCCCCCCCCCCCCAGGAAGUAGCUGGAGUGGAGAGCAGCCCACUUCUCUCACCCCGUUUCUCUUUUUUUGCUCCUCUCAAUUUACCCCCAUCCCUGAAGGAGUUCAUAGGCCAGGGGUAGGGGUGGGGUGGGGUACUUGGGAAUUUAAACCUGUGUGAUUCGAAGAAAUUUGUUUCACGGAAAUGACUUCCUCUUUAACGGUGUGCUUUGUUGUAAACAUUUGAAAACUAUUACCAAUAAAGUUUUGUUUAAAAAAAAAA
Molecule: messenger RNA, 3051 nt
Organism: Monodelphis domestica (gray short-tailed opossum)
Lineage: Eukaryota; Metazoa; Chordata; Mammalia; Didelphimorphia; Didelphidae
Gene: PRKACA
Product: protein kinase cAMP-activated catalytic subunit alpha
Biological process (GO): protein phosphorylation
Cellular component (GO): cytosol; nucleus; cAMP-dependent protein kinase complex
Molecular function (GO): cAMP-dependent protein kinase activity; protein kinase A regulatory subunit binding; ATP binding
Source: RefSeq, a predicted model, not a curated record